CUCGAAUAAAAUUGGUGCUUCAAAGCAAGGCAAAAAAUCGCUCCUUCUCAAUUCUAUCCUUGCUAUGAGCAGAUAAAGUCCUCCUAAUCUAUCUUUUUUAAAGUUGAAUAUUGAUGCGAUUUAGAUGUAAUCUCAAAUAUGAUUGGUGGUUGAGGGAAUAUAAAAGUUGGGUCGCAUGCAAAAAUGUAAAAAGGAAUUAACCAUACAAAAAGUUUGCUUGCUUGCAUCACUUUUAUCAUUGAGGAAGUGUCUAAUAAAAAUUUGAAGGAAAAAAAAAAAAAAAAAAGUUGGGAAGGGGUAUUUUUGUUUUGUGGAAUUCUGAAAGGUGACCUAGAAUCCUAGAUACGCGCCGCUAGGAUUUGCCGCGAAAAUUAGGAAGAACAUCACUGAUGUUACUGGAACCUGCCUAACCCUACACAUAUUUCUUCCUCCCUCCCACCGCUUCUAAUUACUUUCUUCUUCCCUCCGUUCACCUUUCCUCUUCAUCGUCUAAGGUAACCCCUAGUUUUGAUUUAAGAAAAUGGCGGAAGACCAGGAUCAAACCGAAGCAGAACGCAAACAAAAUCCUAAAAAGCACCGGAAGCAUGCUUUUCCCUAUGGCAAUUACCGAAAUUACUAUGGCUACCGGGUGGGUCAAAAAUUGGUUGAAGAUCCUCGUUUAAAGGUUUUCAAGAAAGAAUGGUUUGAAGGCAAGGAUUGCCUGGAUAUUGGGUGCAAUAAUGGGAUAGUUACCAUACAGAUAGCUAGAAAGUUUAAUUGCCGGAGUAUUCUUGGUGUUGAUAUUGACUCUGAUCGAGUUGACGAUGCUUAUUGGAAUCUUAGAAAGGAAAUAAGACUGAGUGAUGGGAACCCUGAUAAUGGUUUGAAGCACUGUGCUUCGAAAGCUUCUAGGAUAGAUUUAGAAGCUUCUACAAGUAUUUCUUCGUCCAAGGAACAUGAUCUUCAUGCGGCCGUCUCCUUCAAACGGCAGAAUUUUAUAUUCAGUCACCAUCCACCAGACAAGCAUUAUGAUACAAUUCUUUGUUUGAGUGUGGCAAAGUGGAUUCAUCUAAACUGGGGAGAUGAUGGCUUAAUUAGAUUGUUUUCCAAGAUUUGGAAACUGCUUAACCUGGGUGGCAUUCUUGUUUUGGAGCCUCAACCUUGGAAGUCUUAUGAAACCAACUAUAGCGUUUCUGAGACAACUAAAAUGAACUUCAGGACUAUAAAGAUCCUUCCAGAAGAGUUUCAAGAGAUACUCUUAGACAAGAUUGGAUUCAGAACAGUUGAAGCCUUAAACCUUGGCUUGUCCGACGGCAAUUCAGGAGGAUUCAAUAGACCAAUUUUAGUUUUCCAGAAGUAAAGUUGUUAGUAAUAUGGACGUCUGAACCAAAUACAGAGGCCAUCAGCUGCUUUUUUUUUUCUUUUUUUUUUUUUCUUUUUUUUUUUUUUAAUUUUUUGACGAGUCCAACAUGUGGGGUAGGGAAGAUUCGAACGCAACCUUUGAGCUCUUGAAUCAUACAUUUGUCGCUCCAUAUUGGAUCCGUGGGAUGGGCGUUUUCGAAAGAAGAAGGGUGCAGUUUUGUAACUCCUGGAUAGGCGUCUUUGAUGGCUUCUUGUUGAAAGCUUCUUCUGGGUUUUGAUGUUUACAUAAUUGUACUUGGUUAAUAUAUAUUAUUAAUUCAUGCGCUGUUUUUCUAUCA
Cucumis melo (muskmelon) is the source of this 1679-nucleotide messenger RNA. Its product is annotated as probable RNA methyltransferase At5g51130. Bases 521 to 1339 code for a protein of 272 amino acids. Gene Ontology annotation, biological process: snRNA modification. Lineage: Eukaryota; Viridiplantae; Streptophyta; Magnoliopsida; Cucurbitales; Cucurbitaceae. The record is from RefSeq and is a predicted model, not a curated record. The transcript has 8 exons. Gene Ontology annotation, molecular function: snRNA binding; RNA methyltransferase activity; O-methyltransferase activity.